This is a messenger RNA of Arachis duranensis, 1196 nucleotides long. RefSeq names its product GATA transcription factor 12. The coding region runs from base 112 to 1038 and encodes 308 amino acids. Gene Ontology annotation, biological process: positive regulation of DNA-templated transcription. Gene Ontology annotation, cellular component: nucleus. Gene Ontology annotation, molecular function: zinc ion binding; sequence-specific DNA binding. Lineage: Eukaryota; Viridiplantae; Streptophyta; Magnoliopsida; Fabales; Fabaceae. The record is from RefSeq and is a predicted model, not a curated record. The transcript has 2 exons.
CAGAGGCAUAUAAACCUUCUAAGUUCUAACUACUAGUGUGUUUUUUCUCUCUCACUUUCUCACUUAGAUUUAAAAACAAACAAGAAAAGAAGAAUUGUUGAAUUUGUGGCGAUGGAAGCUCAAGAGUUGUUUGAGCAGCAGCAAGACAAUAAUGCCCCGAGUUCUGAGCAUUUCAUGGUUGAGGAAUUCUUUGAUUUCUCGAACGAAGAAGCAGCUACUGCUCCGUUUAUUCCCAACACCACCACCACCAACUCCACCCACUCCUCCCCCACUGCCCUAGACAGCAUCAAUUCCUCUUCCACGAACCCCAAUUUCCUGACCGCCGACCUCUCCGUCCCGUACGAUGAUCUUGCUGAACUGGAAUGGUUAUCCAAUUUCACCGAGGAAUCAUUUUCGAGCGAGGACCUGCAGAGGAUGCAGCUCAUAUCAGGCAUAAAGGCCCGAAGCGACACCGAGGCCCGUGAAUUCCACCACCAAGUUGAGCCCAACCGAGCCAACUCAAUACUCAACCCACAACUGUCGGUUCCAGCUAAGGCCCGAAGCAAGCGCUCGCGUGGGCCGACAUGCAACUGGAACUCCCGCCUCCUCGUGGUGUCCCCAACCACAUCAUCUUCCCAGCCCGAGCCCAUGGCUCUUCCCAAGAAGCCCGUGGCAAGGAAGAAGGACAGCAGAGAUGAAGAAGGGGAGGGCAGGAAGUGCCUGCAUUGCGCCACAGACAAGACACCUCAGUGGCGGACAGGGCCCAUGGGCCCAAAGACAUUGUGCAAUGCAUGCGGAGUGAGGUAUAAGUCGGGCCGGCUGGUGCCUGAGUAUAGGCCGGCUGCCAGCCCGACUUUCGUGCUGACUAAGCACUCAAACUCGCACCGGAAGGUUCUGGAGUUGCGGCGCCAAAAGGAGAUGAUGCGGGCCCAGCAACAACAUCAGCAGCAACUGCUUCAUCAUCACCAUCACCAGAGCAUCAUGUUUGAUGUCUCAUCCAACGGUCAGGAUUACUUGAUCCAUCAGCAACUGGGUCCCCAUUUUGGCCACCUAAUCUAGUCCGCUUUAAUUCUAGAGUAGAAUAGACUUCUCCGUGCAACUUUUCCUAAUUUAAUUUCUAGCCAUAUAGUACUUCUUUACCCUUUUUUUUUUUAAAUUUGUUAGGGAUUUGUUUGAUUGACUUCUUGCUUACUUAAAAUUCUUUUCUUUUCUUUUCA